ACCACUGUGUAAACGUCAUGGUGUGUCCACAGAAGAUAAAAGAGGAAGUGAUGUCACCAAAGACAACAAAGCGUGUACGGGAGAUUCCCGCUCAGGAGCCCGACGAACCUGAAAAAGUUACACCGAAAAGGCCGAAGACACGGGAUCCACGGGGUUCGCGGUCGGAGGGAGAGGCCGAGGUAGAGGAGGAAAGCUCCUCAGAAAGCCGCAGCGCUCAGGACGACGGCAGCAGUGACACCAAAGACAUCGAUCAGGACAACCGGAGCUCCUCUCCCAGUAUUCCUAGCCCGCAACAAGGCAACGAGAGCGACUCUGACUCAUCUGCCCAGCCAAACGGCGUCCCAUCAGAGCCAGUUGCUCCUGCUGCUGUGCUGGCUGACACACCAGUCACACAGGCUCUCCCCUCUCAGGGUCCUACCAUCACUCCUCAGCCAACGCAAAGCACUCCCCCUGCUGAUUCUGCUCAGAGCCCCCCUCCUCCUUCUCCAGACCCCCCUCAGCCAGCCGCCGGGCAGUCAGCUGCCACAGAGGGUCCGAACAUCCGACCACAGCCCGCCUCUCACUCUCUGUCUGGUCCACCUCCUCUUCCAUCAGCACCGGGUCAGGACUCUCCUCUUUCUCCAGCGUUUCAGGUCCCGCCUGCUCUCAACUCUGCACAGCCUCUGCAACCUCGUGGCCCGUCACCUCAGGCCCCCCAGCGACCCCCGCCCUUCUUCAGGGAGUCUCAGCUCCCCCAGUCUCCCCAGUCUGGCCCACAUAUCAAGCCUCCUCCCACCACUCCCAUUCCACCUUCACACAAACAGAUGCCACACCAUUCUGCUCCACCUUUCCCUCAGAUGCCC
This is a messenger RNA of Plectropomus leopardus (leopard coralgrouper), 842 nucleotides long. NCBI's taxonomy places the organism in Eukaryota, Metazoa, Chordata, Actinopteri, Perciformes, Serranidae. The record is from RefSeq and is a predicted model, not a curated record.